UUCACACAUCGUGCGUUCGCCGUCGGAUGUUUUGAUUUGUUCGUCGGCGGCAUUGCGACUCGUUCGGUUCCCUUCGUCGCUUCCGGACUGCGUUUGACAUUUUCGCGAAUUGCGACGACGUCGCCUGUCAAAUAGUCAAGGCUCGCGUUCGGCUCGGUGCAGUUUGGCAGUUUGGGCGAGUGUUUUUUUUCGCAAAGUGAAUUUGACGUUAGUGCAGGUGUACGUGCGGGGUCGUCGUGGAUUAUAUUGAUUUUAUCCUCGCGGAAGUGUUUUCCGUUCUGCUCUUGAUGAUCAUUCUCUUCGUUAUUAUGUCAUUUGUGUGAUUCUGUGCAGUGAUUUUGUGCAAGUGUGGACAGCGGAAAGGAGCGGCGGCAGCAGCGCGAACGGCCAAAGGAUGUGGAUCCCGGCCAACAACAAAUACGGAGUCGCUAUACACAAUUGGCAUGGCGACGUACAAUGCGGCUUACCACUGGAUGUUGGCGACUCCGUUGAAAUAUUGGAAGAAUGUGGCGAUUGGUAUCGUGGAACUUGCCCCCGUCGACCACGAACGGUUGGGCUCUUCCCCAAAUCCUAUAUUCAUAUAAAAGAUCUGUCAAAAACAGAUCCUGUUGUUGCAGAAUGUACCCAAGUAUUGCGCGAAUGGUCGGAAAUAUGGAAGCAAUUAUUUGUGAAACGGGAGAAUUACAAAUUUAUAUCAUUACGAAAAGUAAUGCUGUCCCUAUUGGAAAUUCGACGAGAAUUACUAGGAGCAACUUUAACACAAGAUCAAACAUUAGAGCUUCAAAUGACUGUUAUAUCGAAAAUAGAUUGGGGCAAUCGAAAACUCGGUCUAGAUCUUGUACCACGUAUUGGUCCACUGGCUGUGAAUCCUCACAUUGUAAGCAUUGUAUCGCUUCAUAAAAUCCACGAGAAUAGUGCUGAAAAUGCCAAAGCUUCCUCGAGUCGUGGAACGUUAAGACGAAAAGCUACCAAAAAUAUUUUAUCUCAUCAUUUAUAUUUAUGUAUGCGAGAUUUCGGUCAUCGAAUUGGAGAUGAUGUUGAAAUUUAUUUCUUCCUAUAUGACGCCUAUCCGAGCCGAAUGCGUGCUCUGUCUGAACGAUUUUUAGUGAAAAUAUCGAAAGACGGAUUCUCGAAUUAUGUUGAAAAGUUGCAUAGUAAUUGUACUGUGUUCACUGACUUGGGAGCAGCUGAGUUGAGUAACGAUCUGCAUCUUGUCGCUCACGUUAUGCGAGUGGGUAAAAUCAUCCAUUCUGAAUCUAUCAAAAAAGGAGACAAGGCGAUAGUUUCGCAAAGCCACCGCCGACCUUAUGGUGUUGGUAUUUUACCACUGAAUGAGAUCUGCCAUUUGGACAGUACUGUGGAAACGGAAGAAAAAGAAUUCACCUUCAAGAUAUUUCAAUGCGAAGAGAAAGAUUUUCACCAACUCCACGAACUUAUCAUAAAAAAAGCUAGUGGCAAAUUUUCACCAUUGAAUACUGGUGGUCAAAGUAACUAUGGAAUUGUGGUUUCAAUGAAAUUAUUACACGGUGGAUUGUUGCAAGCACGCCAAGAGCAGCCGACCCUCUUCCAAGGUGCAUCUAUCACCCGCAAAAUGGGCUUUCCUGAUGUUAUCAUGCCCGGCGACGUACGAAAUGAUAUGUUUAUAACACUGGAACGUGGUGAAUUCGAGCGGGGUGGAAAAAGCACUGCGAAAAACAUAGAAGUAUCAGUCACAAUUCUAGAUAACAUGGGAAAAAUAUUACCUGAAUAUUUAUAUGGAGCGUCUGGAAUGGAAGCUGUGAAUAGUUAUAAGUCAACAAUUUUAUAUCAUCAAAACUCACCAUGUUGGAACGAGACCCUACGCUUGAGCGUACCAAUAGAUAAGUUUUCAACGGCACAUGUUCGCUUUGAAUUCCGCCAUUGUUCCACACGCGAAAAAUCUGAGCCAAAACUAUUUGGUUUUAGUUUUGCUCGUCUAAUGGAACCCAGUGGCGCAACACUAUCAGAUGGUAUACACGAACUAUACGUAUAUAAAUGCGAAGAUAUUUCAAAAAUCGCAUCUGUUAGUUACCUAAAACUACCUUGCAAACCUAAAGAUUCACAAGCCCAGCAAGAAAGUAAUACACUCUUCCAUAAAAGUGCCAAAGAAAUGUUCACCAUAAAGUCACUACUAUGUUCCACAAAACUAACACAAAACAAUGAUUUGCUAUCAUUGCUACAAUGGCGAACUCAUCCGGAAAAAAUCGAAGAAUCUCUGAGUGCCGUCUCACGUUUACAUGAUGAGGAGCUUAUCAAGUUUCUUCAAGAUGUACUAGACGCCUUGUUCGCUAUGUUUUCAAAUGAGGAUGGCAACAGCACAAAACACUCGGGGACUGUUUUUCAUGUCCUGGUUAGCAUCUUAUAUCUCCUAAGGAGCAACAAAUUCCAACAUUUCAAACCUGUGAUGGAUGAAUACAUAGAAAAACAUUUUGCAGCCGCAUUAGUCUAUAAAGGACUUAUCAUGUCGGUCGAUCAUCUCGCUAAGAAUAUGACAAAGGCGGAUCGACCAGAUCCUCUACAGAAAUGUUUCGGCUCUUUGGAAUACAUUUUCAAAUUGAUUAUUCAAUCAAGGAAACUUUUCGCCCGAGCGACGGGUGGACAAUAUGAAGAUUCGUUCCGAAAAGAUCUUCAUACGUUGUUCUGUUCUUUGAAUGGAAUGUUUAGUGUCCCAUCGUAUGAUAUUGUUUUACCCACUCAGGAAGCUUUACUCAAUUCAAUUGGAGUCGUUCUGGAGCAAUUAAAAGGUACACUGCCACCACCGGAAUUGGGGAUGCUUGCUAGGAACAUGUUGGAUUCGAUUCCUGUUGAUUCGCAACCGCGUUUGAUUCAAGCCAAGUUACAGGCUGUGCGAGAUUUUGUUUCCGGUCAAUUAUUCCAGGAUGACGAAUCGAGAUCAGCAAUACUCGCAGUAGCAUGCAAACACCUUCGAAUUCAUCUAGCUCGACGAGAUGAACUACGACUCUGCGCCGAAAUAUUAUCGGAGAUCCUCACUCACCUCUAUCAAGCGCGUCAAAAGCAACAAGAAAAACUAUCAAAUACUCUUCAACAUGACCUGGAUUCUCUUUGCAAAAGCUGCCUCGAUAUUUUGAUGCAAACAAUAAUAAUUAUAAUGGACGGAGCAACGUCUAUUCUGUCUCCGCUCGUAGCUGUUCUCCUUGGCUUACUCGAAUUACUUGACGAAUCGCAUUACAAAUGCCUUUGGGACGAAAUCAGUGUUAGCGCGGAUAUGAAAGAACUUAAAGAUUUCCUGCAUCGUAGCUUACUCGUUUUCAAGGAACUGUUGACUCAUGACUGGCAAGUCUUUCCUAACGAUUGGCUUGUGAUGAAGCUGGCGGCGAAUGAUGUGAUUCGUAAAUCAUUGGAAGAAUUUGCAAAACCUUUGGUCUACAGAUUCUUGGGACAUUUAACAUUCGAUGCCAACCUUUGGUGGACAUACUUCAGUUUGGCAGUUUCAUUCCUUACACAGCCCUGUUUACAGUUGGAACAGUAUCAUGAACAAAAACGUCGAAAAAUACUACAUUCGCAUGGUGAUAUGCGUGUUUUGAUGGGUUUCCAGAUUCUUAGUAUGUGGUCGCAGUUGGGUGAGCAUAAACUCCACUUUAUUCCAUCCAUGGUUGGUCCAUUUUUGGAAGUGACUCUCGUACCGGAACCAGCUUUGAGGAAAGCAACACUUGCUGUUUUUUAUGAUAUGAUGCAAUGCGAACAGAUGUCAAGAGGUUCGUUCAGACUUGUUGAAAGAGAACUAAUAGACAAACUGGAUUUGCUUAUUAGCGAAAAUAAAGGAGAUGAUGAGUAUAAGGAAUUGUUCAGUACAAUGGAGCAUCUGAGCUUGGUCUUGCUCGAAAAAGUGCAGUCUGAAGAUCCUGCAUGGAGAGAAUCAGGAGCUGCGUUCAUAUCGUCCGUGACGAGGCUAUUGGAGCGUCUGCUCGACUACCGAAGUGUUAUGCAAGGUGACGAAAAUCGCGAUAAACGUAUGUCUUGUACGGUCAACUUGUUGAACUUCUAUAAAAAUGAAAUCAACCGAAAGGAAAUGUAUCUAAGAUACAUCUACAAACUCCAUGAUUUGCAUCUUCAAGCUGAAAACUACACAGAAGCUGGCUUCACUUUGAAGUUAUACGCGGACAUGCUCAGUUGGGACAAGGAAACGCUAACAUAUGCACCGAACGACAACAAUUUUCAACCAGAGUGGCAUCGUAAAGAAAUGCUCUAUCAUGAAAUACUGAAAUAUUUCGACAAAGGCAAAUGCUGGGAAAAAGGUAUCCCUCUCUGCAAAGAAUUGGCCAAUUUGUACGAGACAAAACGAUUCGAUUACAACAAAUUAAGUGAUAUAUUGAUAAAACAAGCCAAAUUUUUCCAAAAUAUACUAACACAAUUGCGUCCUGAACCUGAAUAUUUUCGUGUCGGAUUCUAUGGAACUGGAUUUCCACUGUUUGUACGAAACAAGCAAUUUGUUUACCGUGGUCUAGAGUACGAACGAAUUGGAACUUUUACACAACGACUACAAACUGAAUUUCCUCAAGCGCAAAUUCUAACGAAAAAUUCCCCACCAGAUAAGUCGAUUCUUUCGGCACCUGAGCAGUAUAUACAAAUAAGUAACGUGCGUCCGAUUGGCGAUCCGAAAGCAUUGAAAAGUGCUAUGGUUCCAGUACCAGAAAAGAUUGCAAGGUUUUAUGAGGUUAACGAUGUGACCCGAUUCAUCCACGACAGACCUAUUUACAAGGGACCCGUUGAUAAGGAGAACGAAUUCAAAAGUCUAUGGAUUGAACGAACAACUCUCGACAUAGCAUCACCUCUACCAGGAAUUCUAAGGUGGUUUGAAGUAAUCUCAAAAUCACACCAAGAGCUGACCCCUGUGGAAUUUGCUUGCGAAACAAUGGAAAAUGUCGGCAAAGAACUUUGGGACUUGGUGAUACAAUACAAAACGGAUCCAAAACGAAACAUAAAUCCAUUUUCAAUGCGUUUGCAAGGAAUAAUUGAUGCGAACGUAAUGGGUGGAAUAAGUAAGUAUCAAGAGGCAUUUUUCAAUGAACAAUUCUUGAAGACUCCACUUGGACAAAAUCAACAUGCGAAUGUUCAACGUUUGAAAUCUCUAAUACUGGAACAAAUACAAGUACUGGAUACGGCUCUAGAGCUUCAUGGACGAUUAGCUCCAGCCGGAGUUCAGCCUUUACAUAGCCGUUUAAUUGAAAGAUUCUCUCAACUAAAGCAAAGUUUAUCAUGUUUAGAUAAACUGAAACGGCAAUUUUCAGAAAGUAUAGUAAAUACUCCCCUUCCGCCACUUCCUAUUGAUAAAAGGACCUUGAGUCUUGGAAGUUCAUAUGUUUACGAACAAGAUGAUAUUUACACUAGACCAGUCGAAGCAAGAGAAUAUCACGCCACAGAUUCACUCCGCUAUCAGGAGCCUAUUCGUCGAGAUGAUCUCAAAUUGAUUGGUUUAUCGAACGAAAUGAACGCUCCUGUUCCUCCAGUUCCACUAAGACCCAGAUCUACUGGGUUUAUAGGAACAAUGGAAAGUCCAGAGACCCCUCCAAAAGUGGGCUUUCGCGAGAAGCCUGGAUCACCAAAAGCACCUCCGUUACCUCCUCGUGGUCUCACACCUGACAAAAGAGCUUCAAAUCCGAUACCGUUUAGUGAAUACGCAGAACGCAAAGGGUCAAACGGUAGUAUUUGUCUUCCUUCGAAACAACCACGUGGUCCACAAAAAUACGCGGUGGUUGAUAUAAGCUUCGAUGAUCCUGAGGCUGACUAUAAUCAUCAUCACCACAAUAUGCAAAUGGAAAACCUGCUGGAUAUUUGUCACCCUCCUAAUGACUAUCGUGACUCCGGAAUUUCAACGAGUUCAAAUGAAUUUCAAGCCAUGAAUAACUUUAAUAUGAUGGACGAUCUGAGCAUACGAGAGAAUUUCAAAAACAAUCCACAAUCUGACAUUAUGAACAUUAUUCAGAGUCAAGAUGUAGACAUUCAACCACCACCUAUUCCGCCGAAAGCGAUGAAUGUGGGGGUGAGCAAUGAAUCGAUCAAUACUGAACGAAUCUCACCCGGGGUUGUGCAAUACAAUGGAAUUGAUAAAGCUUGCAUUCCAAGAAAUACCUCUGAAAAUGAUGCACCUGAAUCUCAAUAAGUUUAAGGAAUGGACUAUUUAGGUUAAGAAUUAAACUAUGGAACUCAUUUACUAUCUUUCUAAUUUCACGAUGGGGACGAGGUAAGUUUGUGGCAAGACUUUCAUAUGUUUAUGUCUUUGAGGUUGGAAGCGAUAACGCUGCAACUAUGUAAGAGUUGGGGACGCCGGAACGCUUAUGCAAAUCGAUGUAUGACUGCGCGCUUGCUGCAAAUUUCCCUGUCUCGACCGUGUUUGACUAUGAAAUAUACUUUUACUUAGUAAGGUCCUACGGGGCGGUUUCCAUUUCAUUGCCUUCCUUCAUGGAAUUGGCUAAUUAGUUGAGGGUGUUGCCUGGUUUUGUCGUGGUUUCAUUCGUUGUAUUUUUUUACUAGAAUAGAAGGAAUGGAAUCUAAACCGCCGGCCUAUUAUCUAUAUCAUACUAUUCUAUGCUAUCUCUGUUACGAGUAUUAUUUAUGAAAUACUAUUUUCUAUUAUCCAUUUGGGUUACACUACAUGAAGGAUGAAUAUACCGCACUUUUUACUCUUAUAUUGAUGUUGUGAAGCCAAAUAUACCAAAUAUAUAUAAAACUAUACAUAACUCAUAGCGAUAAGGUAAUUUCUUGGUGAGAAUUAUAAUAAUUAUUGUAAAUAGGUAUAUCUACGGCAAGAUUUUAUUUUAUUUACACUUGGUUAGAAGGACUUGGAUAUACCUUUAAGUGACAUUACCAAUUUAUUGUAUUUUCUCUUUUGCAUUGCGUAAGAUGUAUGUAUAUUUGUAAUGUUUAUUUAAUUGUAACUUAAACUUUGAUUUUACAACCAAUACACAGCAGCGAAUAAGACA
This is a messenger RNA of Hermetia illucens (black soldier fly), 6959 nucleotides long. It is a transcript of the gene spg, whose product is annotated as dedicator of cytokinesis protein 3. Gene Ontology annotation, biological process: small GTPase-mediated signal transduction. The transcript has 15 exons. Gene Ontology annotation, molecular function: guanyl-nucleotide exchange factor activity; small GTPase binding. Gene Ontology annotation, cellular component: plasma membrane; cytoplasm. The coding region runs from base 395 to 6139 and encodes 1914 amino acids. NCBI's taxonomy places the organism in Eukaryota, Metazoa, Arthropoda, Insecta, Diptera, Stratiomyidae. The record is from RefSeq and is a predicted model, not a curated record.